Molecule: messenger RNA, 646 nt
Organism: Lepidothrix coronata (blue-crowned manakin)
Lineage: Eukaryota; Metazoa; Chordata; Aves; Passeriformes; Pipridae
Product: myeloid leukemia factor 1-like
Exons: 2
Coding region: 77-625 (182 amino acids)
Biological process (GO): regulation of DNA-templated transcription
Cellular component (GO): nucleus; cytoplasm
Source: RefSeq, a predicted model, not a curated record
CACGUUCGGGGGGCUCGGCAGGUGCUUUGAGGAGGAUCCCUUCUUCAGGAAUCCCUUUGCUGGCCACCACGAGCACAUGAGGCAGAUGAUGAGGAGCUUCUCAGAGCCCUUUGGGAGGGAGCCAUUGCUGAGCCUGCUGGAGGGCAGGGACAGAGCAGACAGAGCGCUGCAGCGGAGAGCGUGUCCAGACUCCUGGCUGGCUCCUGGGGGGAACCGCAGAGAUGCAGAUUUUGGGGAUCCAUUUUCUGCCAUGGACAGGAUGAUGUCAAACAUGAGGAACAGUAUGCUGGAAAUGCACAGGAAAUUUGAUGACCUGUCCACGUACCCCGAUGGACACACGUUCAGCUCCUCCUCCAUGAUGACUUAUUCCAAAGUGGAGGAUGAACCUCCAAAGGUUUUCCAAGCCUCGGUCCAGAUUCGCACAGCCCCGGGAGGUGUUAAGGAGACAAGAAAAGCACUUAAGGACUCUGAAAGUGGCCUGGAACAAAUGGCCGUUGGCCAUCACAUCCAGGGUUGGGCUCAUGUUAUCAAAAACUCCAAGAACUGCAAGACUGGGGAUGAGGAGAUGAACCAAGAGUUCAUCAACCUGGAUGAAAAUGAGGCCCAGAGCUUUGAUGAGGAGUAGCAGAAGGAGCAACAACUACUU